This is a messenger RNA of Rhizoctonia solani, 1230 nucleotides long. RefSeq names its product NmrA-like family domain-containing protein 1. Lineage: Eukaryota; Fungi; Basidiomycota; Agaricomycetes; Cantharellales; Ceratobasidiaceae. The transcript is spliced from 11 exons. The coding region runs from base 1 to 1230 and encodes 409 amino acids. The record is from RefSeq and is a predicted model, not a curated record.
AUGACCAUUCAGACCAUCGCACUCGCCGGGGCCAACAGUUUUAUCGGCAAGGAGUUCGCCAAAGAGUUUAUUGCGCAAGGGCACAAACUGCGUAUCCUUGUCCGUGCCGAGUCUAUCGAGUCCGCGCUGCUGCAAGAGUUGAAGUCUAAAGGCGCAUCCUUGCAUGUUGUCUCCUACAACAAGGAACCAAGCCUUGUCGACGCCCUCCGUGGUGCUGAUGUUCUUGUUUCGGCUGUUGGAUUGUUGGCGGUGAUUGCCGCGCAGCUACCGCUCAUCAAGGCAGCCAAGGUAGCAGGCGUGAAGCUGCUCAACCAUCCCUCGUCCAUGAUCCAGUCGGAGAAAAAGGUGAUCAAAGCUGCUCAGGACGCUGGCUUGCCGUAUACAGCAUUGCACAACGGAGGGUUCCCCGAGUACUGCUUGUCUCCGCCGUUUGGAUGGAACUUUCCCAAGAAGAAGGUCACGGUCUGGGGAGAUGGUAAUGCCAGGAGUACCUGGACCACCGCGCAUUCUGUUGCAGAUUGGCUGGCCAACGUACUCAGGACUGUUCCUCUGUCUGAGCUUGAGAACAAGUACCUACUGAUCCAAGGCAAUGUCGCGACUACAAACGAGAUAAUCAAGAUGUGGGAACAGAAACACAAUACAAAGCUCGAGGUUGAGUAUCGGCCCGCAAAGGAGUUGGACGACCGGGUGGACGCGAACGCCGAGGACAUUUUUGCAGUUUUGCUGCAGGACUGGGCCUCUGGUCGGCCAUUCUCCAAUCGGCAAGCACCAAACUCUGAUCAAGUCUUCGUCCGACAUCUAUUGGCCAAGGCCUGGCUCGGCUUUCCAGCCGUUCUCCUGCCAAAACAUAUUGAUAUCGAGACGCGUGCUCUUGCUUUGAGCCUGACAGCACAGAGAAAAGGAACAUGGCUGUUUGCGACGGGAGGCGAUUCACCCAGACUCGCUUGCACCCAGGGUCAUAGCAAGCCCUGGCCGAUCGUUCCGCGCACCUGCCCAUAUGACCAAGAGCACCAGAGCAAAGUCUGGAUAGAACACGCCACGACCUUCCGGGCUAGGCACCCUCCAUCGGCCCCCGAACAGUGGAUAUUACUUCACCCGGGCAGUUCGAGCAAGUUCGAUAUCAUCCACCUCACGGUCAAAUCACCCAUGGUUGCCCUCGCUCAGAAUCUCACAACCACACGAUCCUCUUCUGCCGUCUACUUUCAAGCAAUGCAAGCGGUUGUUGCAUGA